CCUGCAGCAGAAGGUGGAGCUGCUGCUGCAGCACGGGACUCAGGUGGGGCUGCUGCCGCUGAGGGGCCCCCUCCUGGGGCCCCUCCCUUGAGGAAGGGCCCCCGUAAGGGACUGGGGGCCUCCCCCUUGAGGCCCCCUGAAGAGGCCCCAGCAGCAGCAGCAGCAGAAGGAGAAGCAGCAGCAACAGCAGCAGCAACGGAGGGGCCCCUGGGGGCCCCCCGGGUGAAGGCAGAGCGCAAGCGGCGGCUGCCGAGGUCUGGAGAGCGUCCGCCCAAGCGGGGGCCGCUUGCUGCUGCUGGCCGGGGCCCCCGAGCAGCAGCAGCAGAAGCAGCAGCAGCAGCAGCAGCAGCGGAGGAGUCUGGGGGUUCUUCGGCUGCGUGCUCGGAGUCUGAGGGGGAGUGCGGGUCCUUUGCAUGCAAGGAGCAGCUGCUGGUGGCAGCAGCAGCAGCAGCAGCAGCAAUUCCGUCUCGGAGCGCAGCGGAGCUGCUGCGUGCGCCGGUGCUGCCGCUGCGCAUCGAAGGCAUUUUCGCCCGCGCGAGCCACGGCCCGGAAGUUCAACUUGCAAAUUUCGGCGAUUUCGCCGCGGAAAAAGCUGCUCGGGCCGAGAAAGCUACGAGAAAGCUCAAAUUUCAAGAAGAAUUCUGA
Messenger RNA from Eimeria tenella, 645 nucleotides. RefSeq lists its product as uncharacterized. The annotation marks the transcript as partial. The record is from RefSeq and is a predicted model, not a curated record. The transcript is spliced from 2 exons. NCBI's taxonomy places the organism in Eukaryota, Apicomplexa, Conoidasida, Eucoccidiorida, Eimeriidae.